Medioppia subpectinata is the source of this 432-nucleotide messenger RNA. Lineage: Eukaryota; Metazoa; Arthropoda; Arachnida; Sarcoptiformes; Oppiidae. The record is from the annotation of a GenBank genome assembly.
AUGUUGAAGGGUAGGGAAGGGCUGUUGUGUGGACUCCAGUCUCCCUCUGAAGUAAACGUAAGGCGUGACUCGGAGUCAUCAUCGGUGACAUCACCGGCGGAACCGUUGUCUCCAUCACUACUUUCGGUGGCCUUAACUCACAUCUCGUUUCGAUCAACAAUUGGUGGCAAAUAUUUGGCCAAACAUUUGAUGCGAUUAUCGCCUAAUAUAUACCACAAGUGGAGUACAAUGCCAAAUAGUGUGGAAUAUUGUUUGCAGAAUAUUCUUACUCAGCUCACUGUCAAAGACUACGAGACUAACACGAAUGCAAUGCAGUUGCAAACUAACAGUGAUGUUGAAUGCGAUCACAAAAUUGAUAAUAAAAUUCCUGUCACUGAAUGUCAACCAAAACUCAUUGACUUUUUAAAUGAUCCUAAUAUUGAGGACAAUUAA